UGUUAAGGAGACCCUUCUCUCCUUCCUUGCGACCAUUUGAGAUCGAUCCGGGAUGUGCGGUCACUGUCAGGAGGUUGGGAGCAAUCCCGGCCGGGCGUGCCCAUCGACUGAUCGCAUCGACGGUGCCCUCCAUCCGCCUUUCGAUCCUCCUCUUCACCUCAACGUUCCCGGGUCAUUGGCAACGAUACAGACGGCGGCCACGAAGAUAACACCGAAGGCUACUUCUCUUUCGGUCGAAGAAAAACGACUUAGAGCCGCUCAAGAACUCGUAGACAACGACGACCUGCUCGUCUACCUCUUGCUCGAUACGUUGACUUCUUCUCGAAGGCGGUUGGGAGCGCAUUACCAAAACCCAGUCUGGGCCACAAGGACAUGGAGGAUCACACCGAAAGCGAAAGAUAUCUCCUCCUUCUCGUCUGAUAUCGAAGUCGAGGAGUCUUCUUCUUCGAUACGACCUUUGAAGAUCUUGCAAGAAACAAUCUGUCAGGGCAAAUUCGACCGGUCCGACCGGGAUAGAUUUUGGGGGAUACCUCUCAUUUCAACGCACUGCGAAUCCAAAUCCAAGACCGAGUUGGAUAGGUUCGCCGCCCAUCUCGAACGUUAUGUUCGGCUCUAUCAUCCGGCUUCCCGGGUGGAGAUCCUGCCUACUUCUCGAUAUGGGGCUGUUACGGGGAAAGCAGAAUUGGGGGUCUUUGCUACGGCGCGUUUAUCACCAUACGACCCGGAUGUGAACGCGAAGGACAGAACCGCUCUUUUGUUGGACGAAUGCGAGGGGUUUCUGGCUCCUAUGCCGCUGACGUGGGAUCAGGAGCUUGAGAGGGAAGCCGAAGAAGAUGGGACGUGGAACCGCGAUCGCAAUCGAGAGCCGUCAUCGUCUUCCGUGACUACGGUGUCUCACGCUAUCGACCUCGAGAUACCAAGUCUCGGACCAUCUCCAUCGCCUGCACCUACUCCAGACACUGUCGCAUCAACAUCUGCCGCAAAGCUAGCCCCUUCCGGCGCCCCGAACACCCUCGCCCGUAAAUCCAUUCGGGGCUUCUCCAUCGUCGAGUCCGCUCGUCUCGGUCCCUGCAUGUACCUCGGGCCCGGACGUUUUGUCAACCAUGAUUGCCAACCCAAUUGUCAACUCACCGCCAAGAGUGGAAUGGCGAUGACCUUUCGGGUCGUAAAGGAGAUUCAAGUCGGUGAAGAGUUGACGACGUUCUAUGGCCCGAACUAUUUCGGGGUUGGCAAUUGCGAGUGUUUGUGCGCCACAUGUGAGAGGUAUGGGGAAGGGUGGUAUGCGUCGGGUACAAGCGGGAGUACCGGCGGGAGUGGACGGACGAUCGAGGAGGACGAGAUUGACGAUGGUGUGAUACCCAGCGUAGCCAGUACGAUGCAGCCCACCCUCAGCUCAAGGGAGAAACGAGAAGCAGCCAAGAAAUGUCUCACCUUGACGGCUGGGGUAUACCGUCGCAAGUACGAUAAAAAGGCAGCAAAGUGGGGUGCCGACAAUAGCAAGGCAGUCAAGUAUGCCUCGGGAACGGCGUCCGCUUUGGCGUCGAGCGCAGGAUCUGGAUCUAGAUCAGGAUCUGUUGCGGGAUCGAUAUCGCUAGAUCCGCCCGAUAUGAUACGAUGUGAACAGUGUCUCUCGGCUAUACCCUUGUCACGCGAGCGUGGCUCUUCUCGACGUGGCCGGAAUAGAUCGAAAACGCCGGUGUGCAGGAGAUGUCACCGCCAUUGGAAGAUCUUUCACCUUCCCUGGCCUGCAAGGACGACGCCUACGGUGGCUGCGUACCCACCAAAAUCCCUUCGCCCGGCAUGGUGGAAACCGACUCCGCUACAAAUACCCUUGGGCGUCGUCGCUUCCCAAGUGCUACGUACCGCUAUUCACAUCCGAGGAGGGAGUUUCGUGCCACUCCCCGAACCGGAACCGGAAGUACCCUUGCUACCGGCCAGUCGAGGCAAGAAGGGGAAAGCAAAGGCUGCAUCGCCACCAUCCAUGGCUCUCCCUUUCACUACCGAACCACCCGUAGCUCCUGGCUCUUCUCGCUCGAAACAAUCUGCCAAACCCUCACGCCAGACCGAGAAAGAGGAGCGUGCCAACAUCCAAAAGGGUAACGGGUUGUGGAAGGCUUGGGAAUGGGUCGAAGUCGAGAGCGCGUCGGCAUUCGUGCCCGUCGUCCUUCCCGAGGGUUCAAAACGAACUCGAAGGGCGAUCUCACAGACGGCUGCCAACACCACGCCCGCGACCCGAUCCAUGCGCAGAUCGAUCAAGGCUGAUACCCCGUCUGUCGACCGCAACGAGGAACCGGGGCUUUCUGGUCUGACUGAAUUUGGCCAGCGGACCAGGAUCGCCUCGUCGGCCGCAGAGCUUGACGAGAAGCAGGCGACUACUCCGGUUGCCCACGACAACGAACAGCAAAUCUUCGCCCUGACUCCGGAUCCAAUGCAGGAGAGUGGAACUUCCGUUCGCUCGGCGACCCCGGGCCCAUCUCGUCAGGCCGCAGAGAAAGUUCCCUCACCGGCCGUGAGCCGCAACGAGUCCAGGGUGAACACCUCAACCGGGAACCCAUGCUGCGAGGCCAUAAACGAUCCUACAACGCCGGCAUCCAGCGAGCCCGAAUUUAUGAUUGCCAUGCCGGUCCCGAGUACCAGCGCGACCACAGUCCGAUCUCCAGACCGCAAACGUCGCCGGGUCUACAGCAUAUCGGGAUCUGAAUCGGACGCCUCGCACAUGAUUACGCCGCGCCGUCCUGCGAAACGACGUCGAAUGAAGACUCGGCCAGAGCCGGAUGACGAGAUCAUUACCAUACACUCGUCGUCUAGCGAACGAUCUGAUUCGCCCAUACUCAUCAGCAAGGCGCCCGAGGAGCAAGCAGUCCUCGCCCAGAUGGAAGUGAUCGGUAAAAAGAAGGAGGCUUUCAGGCGGAGGAUGCAGCAGGGGUAAAUAGGGUCUGUGAAUAGGACGACUUGCUUCGUAAUUGCUAGCUAUACCAUGAGGUCCAGGUUAUGUACGGUUAAAACAAGGUAUACGAAAUCAAAGCGCUCGAAUUUGAGUGGACGAGAUAUUGUUUCGAAGGGAGCGCGAUUCAACUGAAAAAACGAAUUGGCCACUCGCCGUCGCCCGAGCAAUGUCUC
Messenger RNA from Filobasidium floriforme, 3120 nucleotides. RefSeq lists its product as uncharacterized. The transcript is spliced from 2 exons. Bases 53 to 2929 code for a protein of 958 amino acids. NCBI's taxonomy places the organism in Eukaryota, Fungi, Basidiomycota, Tremellomycetes, Filobasidiales, Filobasidiaceae. Gene Ontology annotation, molecular function: histone H4K20 methyltransferase activity; protein binding. The record is from RefSeq and is a predicted model, not a curated record. Gene Ontology annotation, cellular component: nucleus.